Molecule: messenger RNA, 2642 nt
Organism: Orbicella faveolata
Lineage: Eukaryota; Metazoa; Cnidaria; Anthozoa; Scleractinia; Merulinidae
Product: homeobox protein Nkx-6.2-like
Biological process (GO): cell differentiation; regulation of transcription by RNA polymerase II
Cellular component (GO): nucleus
Molecular function (GO): RNA polymerase II cis-regulatory region sequence-specific DNA binding; DNA-binding transcription factor activity, RNA polymerase II-specific
Source: RefSeq, a predicted model, not a curated record
UUUGCUCUUCUACAUGCCACGCGGCAAAUCUCUUAAUAAAUGAGAGUAACUAAAAGCUGUAAAAGAUCAUUUCGAAUAGUUUCUCUAACUCAUUUUUGUUAUAUUAUUGUUUCUUAGCAAUUCAUUUUCUUUGGAACUAAGGCCGAUAUUCAAUGGUGGGAGAAACAUUUGCUUAUUUGGUCAAAUUUUAAUUUGUUAAAAUUUCUUACUCACCUCUUUCAACAUUGAAAUCCUAGAAAUGUAACGGAAACUUGUAUUCAUCUAGGUAUAUUUUUUAUCAUUAUUUUUAAAUAAACUAAAAUUACUUUUUAAGUAGAGCGAACUCUAAUGUAAAGAUAAUUUGAAUAGAUCUUGAGGAAAUUACUUCAUGACCAGCUAAAAAAAAGCUUUAAUUACAUCAUUGCUUUGUCUCUGUUGCACUCGUAUUCCUUACCAAUACGAAAGAGUCAUGCAAAGAGAAGAAGGUUUUCGUUACAUAGUUUUCUUGAUUCUAAAGGCGCCGCAAUCUUCGAGCCUUCAGCAGAGUUCCAACAUCAGUAAAGAAAAUAGGAAAAUGAAUCAACUGGAUUUUUAGUAGUCUUCUUUGGCAAAAUAUAGUUUUACCGGUUUGGAUGAAGGAUGUCUCGCUCGAUCGUAAUUUUGAAAAGUAGCCUUUAAAACCUAAGAGUAAAUAUAUUUACGAAAUAUCGAGUUGUGCGUGGAAAUACUGCUGUUGGUAAUGUUGUUUUUUAGUAAAUAACUGCUCGGGUCGCAAAAUACGGAACACGAAUACACAAUGGAGUUAAUUGGGGCCCGAAAAGAAAUUUUAAAUCAUCUUUCUUGGCUUUUGACUACCGUUAUCUGUACUGAAAGUAAAACACAUUGUUUAAUUACAGAGCGUAUUAUCUCGACCAGUCCAAUUCCUGAUAGUUUCAGUAUAUAAACAAUUCAACAUUUAGCUGGAGACUGUAAAGCACGUUUAUGGCGCCGGGUACAUCUUAUGCAACAACCUCCGGCAUCUCCACAAUUUCCGUUUCUUGCCUGGUUUUGCAAGUUAACAACCGCUUAAAUUCGGCCCGAAAUUCCCUGUUCGUCACCGCAUAUGCCCACGGAGUGAGCGAGGAGCUCAAGAAGAGAAACAAUACAACAAUGCGGUCAAGGAUAGGAUGCAAAUGAUUUGGAUGCAGCCGAAUUAUCAUAGAUAUGAUAUACUCUGGGAUCCAGCAGAUCAGGAAGAACAUUACAACGCCUAACACAGUUCGUGUUAUUUUGAUCUCUUCCACGUUGACGCGUUCGCGAGUGCGACUGAAGGUGUUCGACACUUUCCGAGCGUGUUCUCGAAUGUUCCAGAAAACUUUGGAAUAGCAAUACACAACGACAACGGAUGUCACACCAAAAUAAAACGCCGUUUUGGUAACGCAGUAGAUUAGGUCCGCGCUUUUACUGUCGAACACUAGCACGCAGGUGGCUCGCCUGGCGCUGAAUUCGUAUUUUGAGAAGGACGGUAACGAAAAUGCAGAAAUAAAACCAAGUUGGAUGGCCCACGUCAACACCAGGAUGGCGGUAGAGCGCCGUUUGGAGGGAAAGAUUUUCUUGUACAGGACGAAAAACACAACAGAGCGACAUCUCGAGACGAUCGAUCAACGAGCAGCCCGGCAAACCAAGAAGGCUACCAUGGAGCGGCCAUCCUUCUAUCUAAGCCCGUUCGUGGAUGUGAAGCCACGGAAUAUUCACAUACCCCCUUAUCCUCCGGUUUCUCCCGGUGUAAAGCAGCCGAUUUCCCCGAUACCCCGAGUACCGGUUGUCACCAAAUCGACUUCAUCGUACAGGAUAGAUGAUAUACUAAGCAAGCCGGAUCCGCGUCCACCGGCCAGCAUGCCCACUGCAGCUCAUUACAGAUCGUACCCUGCCCCACCAGCGCGGCGGUACGGCUACGGCCCUGACGUAUCUUUCCUCUGGAGUAACAUGCUGCAGUCACAGUGGCGAGAGAGAUACAACGCGGCCACUCAGAGUCACCCAGUCUGCAGUGAAAGAGAAGCAGACGGUAAGCGGAAACACACUCGACCAACGUUUAGUGGUCACCAGAUAUUUGCACUUGAGAAAACUUUCGAACAGACGAAAUACCUCGCCGGGCCGGAAAGGACAAGACUGGCGUAUUCUCUCGGAAUGACAGAAAGCCAAGUUAAAGUUUGGUUCCAAAACCGUAGAACGAAAUGGCGCAAACGGCAUGCUGCUGAAAUGGGCGCGAAAAAGACGCAUGACGAAGAACACGAAGCUGACGGGUCGCAAAUUGUUGAUGCAAACGACAGGGAGGGAAGUUCCUCCCCGGACGAAGACAGGUUUUAAUAAGAAACGAGUAGCAUAUAUACAGAAAAAAGAAAACAUUUGCUUUUUGUAAUAUAUUAAAGACGGAGCGACGAUUUCUUUCCAAUGUGAAUCAUCAGGACUAAGUUAUUCUAAGCUUUUCAAGAUAAGGCCGCUUCGUGCCAAAGACCACUGAACUGUUUCUGGAGGCCUUACAGUAUCGUGAAAGCGUCAGAUAUGAAUGUAUAAUAAUAGGCUAUAAAACAUAAUUAUGUUAUAGAUUUUAUUGCAUAUGAUGAACUACAGGAGCUUGAUAACGUAUCAAGUGUAUCUAUAAAAGUGAUUGAGAAUAUUCUUAA